CCUCAUCAAAAACACUCUCCAAAAAUGCCCCUAGGUCUUAACCCUGCCGAAUUUCUCCAUAUUGCGGGCGCUGUUUCCGGUUUUUCUGGUGUAGCUCUGGGUGCCUUUGGAGCGCAUGGUCUCCAAAAGAAACUAGCCCACCUUCCCGAUGCUGCCUACCGGGUCUCUAAUUGGAAAACGGCAGCAUCGUAUCAAUUGGUACAUACUCUAGCGGUACUAUAUGUUAGUCAGCGAUUGGGGGCACGUCCGCAUCGAUCGGCGUUAUCCGGAUACCUUUUCCUGAUUGGAAAUGUUCUCUUUAGCGGGAGCAUUUACCUUCUUUCGCUGGAUACGCAGAGGAAAUAUAGUCGAAUGUUGGGUCCUGUUACACCUAUUGGAGGAAUGUGUUACUUGGCUGGAUGGGUUGCGCUCAUCUGGGCAUGAAUCAAGACGGGACGGGGACGUAUGAAUGGUGGCUGACGAUGAGAAAGGUUGGUUUAUAUAUCCUGUGACAUGUCAAAAAUCGCAAUAACAUCCUUUCAGUGCACCAAUAUCAUUAUUUUUCACAACACCUAUGAUACAAGGUCAAAUGCUAUCUACCUAACGCUAAUUAAAAACAGUUUUCAAUUUGGAUCUGACUCAUAUAAAAACGGAAACAGCUGAAUAUCUAUAACUUGGCCCCUUGCUUGGACGCCUGACGGAGAGCCAUCUAAAAGUCGAAUUGCGGGAAUAAGUCACCCUACUUUACCCAAUAAACCAUAUGCGG
This is a messenger RNA of Spizellomyces punctatus DAOM BR117, 745 nucleotides long. RefSeq lists its product as uncharacterized. The transcript has 3 exons. NCBI's taxonomy places the organism in Eukaryota, Fungi, Chytridiomycota, Chytridiomycetes, Spizellomycetales, Spizellomycetaceae. Bases 25 to 423 code for a protein of 132 amino acids. The record is from RefSeq and is a predicted model, not a curated record.